Molecule: messenger RNA, 531 nt
Organism: Ilex paraguariensis (yerba mate)
Lineage: Eukaryota; Viridiplantae; Streptophyta; Magnoliopsida; Aquifoliales; Aquifoliaceae
Source: the annotation of a GenBank genome assembly
AUGAUGGUUCACAUGUCAAGAGAAAUAAGGUUAAAAGAAUUCUUCAUUGCAUUCUACUCCAAGAAGUCACUACUUCAUGAACAUAUGGGGGGACAGGACUUGGAGAUAAAAGAACACCUUGAUUUCCAAGAUAUAGCUGAAAUGCUCCGUCUGAAUGUUCCAAUGGCAAUGAAGCUAGCAUUUGAUGGUCUGAAAGAUUCAGAGUAUAAAACAAGAGAUACUGAUAUUGAUGAUGUGGGUCGUUUUGAUAAUGUUGAAUUAUCAGUCCUCCUUUGCAAUGAUGAGUUUAUCCGCAAACUUAAUAAGGACUGGAGGGACGAGGACCACGCUACUGAUGUUCUCUCCAUGUCACAACAUAUCCCCGAACUUAAGCUUCCAAUUCUUAUGUUGGGUGACAUAGUAAUCUCUGUUGAGACAGCUGCAAGACAAGCAGAGGAAAGAGGGCACACUCUUCUUGAUGAGAUACGGAUCCUCAUGGUUGGUUCAAUUGUAUUUAUUUGCCCAGGAAUAGUAAGUGUUAGGUACCCUUGA